GACCCUCCCUUUCCCUCUUAAUAUAUUCUCAUACCAUCAAAUCUCAAAAUGGUUAAACUAUUGCAUUCAUUUUGGCAAAAUGAGCAAGGGUCCUGGUGUAUAUUCAAGUAUUGGUGAUAAAGCCAAAGAUGUUCUUUACAAGGACUAUGCUCAACAAUCGCCGAUUCACUUUCACUACAAAUUCAUGGAUUGGAAUGCAGGCUUUGCUUGUAAAGUUAUAGAAAUUGUACCUGGAUUCCGGACAGUUUUCAAAUGUACCAUACCAGAUUCCGGGAAGGUAGAACUACAGUAUGUGAAUAGAUUCACUGGGAUUAGUGGAUGCAUUGGAUUAUUAGGAAGCGAAGAAGGACAAUACGAACCUGUUUUAAACUUCUCCGGCCUUCUAGGAACAAGCAUUCUGUCCCUGGGAGCCAAUGUUGCAUUCCACAUACCAACAAGAUCGAUAACCAAGCUCAAUGCUGGUUUCGGCUUCAACAGUGCCUUCCUCGAAGCUUCAUUGACCUUGCAUGACAGCUUCGACACACUAAAAGCGACGUUUUAUCAUCAAGUAAAUCCCCUAACCCAGACGGCCAUUGCAACACAGGUGAAGCAUAGCUUGUCACUCAAGGAAACUGGUGUCAACAUUGGUGUUCAGCAUGCAUUUUUUCCGGAAACGCUGUUUAAGGCUCGAUUUGACAGCUCUGGCAAGGCAGGUACUCUCAUUCAACAAGGGUUUUGGCAGAAGUUUUUUGUAACUAUGGCUGGUGAAAUUGAUUUCGGGGCCGAAGAUAAGACUCCGAAGUUCGGAGUUUCUAUGGCUCUGAGACCCUAGUCUAUGUAUGCCAAGGAGAUAGGCAUUCAUGUUAAACUGAGAGGUUGUUGCUUGAGGAGACUUUCAAACAAUGACGCAAAACUUCUUCUAUAUCCCGCAACAGCACUAGUAUUAGAUAUCUAUUUAUCACUUCUACUGCAAAAAUUUAAAAUGAUUCAUGCUUAUUCAUAUAGAACAUUAGUCUCUGAAAAUAGCUCUAGACAUAUUUUCUUUUCUCAGAUUUACCGGCAGCUUCAUGCUACUUCCGUUAUCUACUCUGUUUUGGGAAAUUCUAUUAUUCAUAAAGGGGGGAGCAAGUUUAUGUUUCUCAGUUAAAAAGAACACUGAAAUGCAAGCCUUCAGAUUCUGAGGGACAAAAUUGUAAUGUACCCUCCUCUCAGAUAUUAUUAUUUAUUUAUUAUUGGAGAUAAA
Messenger RNA from Vicia villosa (hairy vetch), 1222 nucleotides. Its product is annotated as mitochondrial outer membrane protein porin of 34 kDa-like. Gene Ontology annotation, cellular component: mitochondrial outer membrane. The record is from RefSeq and is a predicted model, not a curated record. Gene Ontology annotation, biological process: monoatomic anion transmembrane transport. The coding region runs from base 80 to 811 and encodes 243 amino acids. NCBI's taxonomy places the organism in Eukaryota, Viridiplantae, Streptophyta, Magnoliopsida, Fabales, Fabaceae. Gene Ontology annotation, molecular function: voltage-gated monoatomic anion channel activity. The transcript has 5 exons.